AUGAUCACUGAUUCGUUCGUGAAUAUGACGCUCGCCGUCGGCCCGGUGGCCAAAUUCGUCGGCUCGAUCUUUAAGCUGAUGCAAAAGGGGACACGCCCGACGUUCACAGAGGACCAGAAAUUGUCCUAUGAAAGGCUGUCGAGUUAUCUGCGAGACGAGGAAAGGAACCUGACCGCGAUGAUCAAUGAGGCCGCCGGGAUUUUAACCGUCUCCCUUGACUAUGUACAUUAUCAUCAGACGUUCAACGGUGAGCUGCGCAACAUUGGCCAAGAACUACUGCUACCGUCGGCAAACGAGAGUGCCGCCCAGCUGAAAGCGCAGUACCAAAAGCUUGAGCAGCUUUGCCACCGUUUCGAUGCGCUAGAAGAUCUUUUCCACCGUCGCAACUCGCGGAACUGCGGAACAAGCCCGAAGGACCUGGUCGCCAAGUUGAAGGAGCUUUUGAAGAUCGAAAGGGAAGAUGAGCGAAACCUGGAGAAAAUCGAGACGAAGGGUGCGGCAGCUCUCCUACUCAAGGCGCUUCGCGAGCUAGAUGCCAACCUCACCACCGCCUGUUUGCCGCAAAUUAUUCUACAGGAAGGGAUGCUCUCGCAGAACCACACAACCGCCUUUCUGAAAAUGAUUAGCGCAAAUAUCAUCGGGAUGGAUCGACUGCAGUCCGCGCUAGAGUUCAUUUUGAACUACCUGGACGAAGGGAUGAUGAAGAUUGGGGAGAUCGAGGGCGAGUUGCUGGAGAGAUACGUCACCUCAGAGCGCAAAGAACCGAAUCUGCAGCAGAAAUUGAUGAAUGUGCGCCAGAAGAUGGAAAAUCAUGGACCAUACGGCAUCUUGAGAAUCUACACGGCGUGGAAGAAACACCCGGAUUUCGGCUGUGAAGGUAGAUGCACGCACUACACGGUGGAUUCCGAACACUACAUGACGAUACGCUACGAAAACCGUCCAACCAAUGCAAAGAACCCCGACUUUGUCACCGCGGCGAAAUCGAUCAAACGGCGCUGGUACCAGUUGAAUUGUGUGUCGAGUGGUUGCGGGGCAUUUCCGCUCCUGCACUGCGCCAAUGAACUGGGCAUGACCAACAGUGAUCAUGCCGAUAAAGUGCUGACGAACCUCGGCGUCAAGACGCUAAUGAACUCGGAUGGGAUCAAAGGGGCGCAAAACCUGGCGGAAGUACAUGCAAAGGUUUCAACACUUGAAGGGCCAAAUACAUGCAUGACGCAACUGUUCCUGCAAGAAAAACAGCUAUCCCAACGAGCACUUAACGUCUGGUAUGACGUCGUACGUUCUUCGGCGACAGCGAUUCUAAAUGCGGCGACAAUGUGCUUCCGCAUCAACAUCCCGACAAGGCGACAAUUGAGCUAUACGCCGCGCGAGUGGGUCCAGGAGCUGCAGAAAAUCUUUGAUGACAAGGGACCUUACGGAACCGUGCGUACUUACAUAGCCGCCCGACAGAACGGGACCUCCGGCCACAAUACGAACACCAGUUACGCGGUCUUUGCUGAUAUGGCCUCUUUCGUCAUCCGGAAUCCGGAACGCACCUGGCGCCCGAUCAACCAGCAGGAUUUUGAUGAACAUGUCAAGAACUUGAGUAACCCGGCUUACACUGCGCAAGGCGCCAACGCCACCGUCACGCAGUUGUACGAACAAGCUCAUCGUCAACUGAGCAAAGAUUUCCCCGAAUCACGCACUUGUGCUUCGACCAACGCCGUGCGCCCACAUGGUGGCCGUUUUGGAACCAGGCGCGGCUAUCACUGGCUCGUACGACGUGACGACCCACGAAACGCACAUCUCGCGUCCAGGGAUGAGCUGACGUCAGGUCGCUCACCA
Messenger RNA from Mesorhabditis spiculigera, 1824 nucleotides. The record is from the annotation of a GenBank genome assembly. NCBI's taxonomy places the organism in Eukaryota, Metazoa, Nematoda, Chromadorea, Rhabditida, Rhabditidae.